This is a messenger RNA of Esox lucius (northern pike), 2538 nucleotides long. RefSeq names its product nuclear receptor subfamily 4 group A member 2. Gene Ontology annotation, cellular component: nucleus; transcription regulator complex. Bases 110 to 1936 code for a protein of 608 amino acids. Lineage: Eukaryota; Metazoa; Chordata; Actinopteri; Esociformes; Esocidae. The record is from RefSeq and is a predicted model, not a curated record. Gene Ontology annotation, biological process: central nervous system neuron differentiation; dopaminergic neuron differentiation; cellular response to corticotropin-releasing hormone stimulus. Gene Ontology annotation, molecular function: RNA polymerase II cis-regulatory region sequence-specific DNA binding; zinc ion binding; nuclear glucocorticoid receptor binding. The transcript is spliced from 7 exons.
UCAAGGAGAAGAUUGGAGAGCUGCACUGCGACUUGCCUCAUUCUCUUCACACUUACAGCUUUUACCCCUGGAUAUUGAAUCAGCGGAUAAUAUGUAAUCCUCUUAAUUGAUGUGUAAUGUGCACCGAGUGACACUUGAAGUAGCUAUGCCGUGCGUCCAGGCUCAGUGCGGAACGUCACCUCAAGGAGCCAGUCCCGCUUACCAGCAGAGCGCCAGCUUCCACGCGGCUGGAGUUCGCCACAGCCACAGCUGCGACUUCCUAACGCCGGAGUUUGUGAAGUUUAGCAUGGACCUGACCAACACUGAAAUCACCGCCGCUACUACUACCAAUCUUUCAAAUGUUGGCGCUUUCGUGGACAGCUAUUGUAACAAUUCCAGCUACGACGUCAAGCCCCCGUGUCUUUUCCAAAUGCCACAUCCAGGAGAGCAGGCAUCCAUCAAAGUUGAGGACAUCCCUGUAUACCACCAGCAACCGCAUCAGUCCGAUGAGAUGGUCUCACCACCUGAAUCCGUUUAUUACAAGACCCUCUCUCCGCACCAGACAACCUUCCAGAGUCCACACAGUCACGCGUGGGAUGAUUCUGGAUCUCUAUACAGUUUUCACCAGGACUACUUGGCAGUCGCUCAACGGAUGGAGCAGAGAAAAAACGCAAUAUCCAGAUUCUCCUUGUUUUCUCUCAAACAUGCCCCAACCGGUAGUCCUAUGUCGACUUGCCAGAUGAGAUUUGACGGGUCCCUCCAUGUGUCAGUGAACCCGAAUACCUCGGUCGGGCACCAUGGCUUGGAGAGCCAGGGCAUAUUCGCUUCCAGCGCCCUGAGGAAACACCCGGGGGUUGGCUUCCCCCAUUCACUUCAGCUUGGUCACGGACAUCACUUUUUGGAUAACCAAGCACUGUCGCCCCCCAGCCGAGGGUCAAUUGCCAACACGGAUGGUUUAUGCGCAGUGUGCGGGGACAACGCUGCCUGCCAGCAUUAUGGCGUGCGCACCUGCGAGGGCUGCAAGGGAUUCUUCAAGCGCACUGUUCAGAAAAAUGCCAAGUACGUAUGUUUAGCUGGGAAAAACUGUCCAGUUGACAAACGCAGGAGAAACAGAUGCCAAUUCUGCCGUUUCCAAAAGUGUCUUGUCGUUGGAAUGGUCAAAGAAGUCGUCAGGACCGCCAGUUUAAAGGGUCGACGGGGCCGGUUACCCUCCAAACAAAUAAGUCAAGACCCUUUGCCAACUGUCAGUAUUCUUAGCGCGCUAGUGAGGGCCCAUGUGGACUCCAACCCAUCCUUGUCUCGACUGGACUACUCCCAAUUCCAAAAUAAUCCUGACAACCCAGUUAUUGGGGACGACACUCAACAUGUGCAGCAGUUUUACGACGUCUUGACCGUAUCCAUGGAGAUUAUCCGCGGGUGGACUCAAAAGAUCCCUGGUUUUACUGAUCUGCCAAAGCCAGACCAAGAUCUCAUCUUCGAAUCAGCCUUCCUGGAACUAUUCGUUCUACGUUUGGCUUACAGGUCCAACCCUGAGGAAGGGAAGCUCAUAUUUUCCAACGGAUUGGUUUUGCACAGGCUGCAGUGUAGGCGCGGCUUUGGAGAGUGGAUUGACACCAUAGUGGAGUUCUCUGCCAACCUUCAAAGCAUGAACAUUGAUGUUGCAACAUUCUCCUGCAUGUGCGCCCUUGCCACGGUAACAGAAAGACAUGGACUUAAGGAGCCCAGGAAAGUGGAAGAACUUCAGAAUAAGAUUUUGAACUGUUUGAAAGACCAAGUGAAUUUUAACGAUGGAGGUGUCAGUCGACCAAAUCACUGGUCAAAACUCUUGGGAAAGCUGCCUGAACUUCGCACCAUAUGUACACAAGGUCUCCAGAGGAUAUUCUACUUGAAACUGGAAGACUUAGUCCCUCCACCUGCGAUUAUAGACACGUUAUUCCUCGAUACUUUGCCAUUUUAGGUGCCAGCGAUCAUUUCAGUGUGAUAUAACUGAGGUUAAUAAUGUGCUAAUUUGAGAUUCUUUAUCACAACCCAUAAUGCAUUUUCUCUCUUUAUUAUUUACACUCUUCAUAAGAGCACUGAAGGUCUACAUUACUAGAUAAAAACAAGAGACAGUACCACAUUUAAUUGCAUAUGUGUUGCCUAAUUAAUUUGAACAGAAAGGUUUUAGAAAAUAUCAAUAUAUCAUUUAUUUCUAAUGUGCACAGAAAAUGGAUGUCUUCGAUUAUUUUGUCUUGAUGAAAAUUGUGAACAAUUUCAUUUGAUAACAAUUUCCGAUAACGUUGGUGUAUGUUGUUACAGCUAGAUAAUGCGACAGAUAAGCCUCGAACUAUUAAUUUUUACAGAUUAAUUUUAAUCAAAUAAUUUAUGGGAGAUGUCUUUUCUUGUCAUGGGUGGUAUUUUGCAUUAGAAAUAAUCAUUUAUCAUUCUAAAUAAUCUAAUGUUUGCAGAUGUGUUUGUCAUUUUAUAUGGUUGGGGUUACGAUGUCCUAGUUUCCAUUUAAAAAUGAAAUUCCUGCGGUUUAUUACAAAUUGAAAUACAGAGAAUUUAUAUGGAUUUAUU